Messenger RNA from Mytilus californianus (California mussel), 1096 nucleotides. RefSeq lists its product as uncharacterized. NCBI's taxonomy places the organism in Eukaryota, Metazoa, Mollusca, Bivalvia, Mytilida, Mytilidae. Gene Ontology annotation, molecular function: zinc ion binding; DNA binding. Bases 1 to 684 code for a protein of 227 amino acids. The transcript has 2 exons. The record is from RefSeq and is a predicted model, not a curated record.
AUGCAUCUUAUGAAUGUAAAUAGAAAUCAACAUUUGUUGAAGAUCGAGUAUGCCCGAUCAAGUAGAUCACAGUGUAAAUCAAUACUGGGUUGUUCUAAGAUAGCUGAAGGUGACUUAAGAAUUGGUGUAGUUCAUGAUACCUGGCCUUGGACAGAAUGGUACCAUUUUGACUGUUUUUGGGGAGAUGCAUUUGAAGAAUUUUUCAAUGACAAUAGAGAUAAUGUGGAAGAUGUUGAUAUUGAGGAUUUAAUGGAGGGCUACAGGUCUCUUAGCGAGGACGAUCAGGAAAACGCAGACGAUUCUCUUGAAACGUGGAUAAAUAUUUGUAAAGGAGGGGAUGACGAUGAAGAUGAUGUCAGUUUCGUUACGACAGAAGUUGAAAAUCAGACUGAAACAUCAGGAAAUGAUGAGAAUGGGAAUAACAAAAACAACAAAAAUUUGCCAAAAGACCAAAAUGGGAAUAAAACAUUAGGAAAUGACAUGAAUGGGAAUGUCGAAAACAAAGAAAAUUUGCCAAAGGACCAAAAUGGAAAUAAAACUUCUGGGAAGGAUGAAAAGAAAGUGUUGGUCACCAAAAGAAUUACUGAACCUGUAAAUAAAGGGUUGAAAAGAGAGAUUGAUCCUGUGCCAAAAGUACCUGAAAAGAAAAUUAGGAUCCUGAAUUCUUUUGUUGGAUUCCUUUAGACAUAGAUAUAGAUAAACUUGUAAGAUUUGACCUGAAUUAAAAAUGUUAAAAUGUUUUUCAGCUAGUACUUUUUGGUGUGUAUUAUUGACAAUAUUGUUCUUGUAUUAAUUCAUUGAUUUGACCUGACUGGACAUGGUUUUCAACAGCUACAUAAAUGAUUAUCUUGUGUUUAUUAUGUCAAAAUACUUAUACAUUAGCUGCAAUGAAAUAUUUGAUCACCAGUAAAAUCAUGAAAAUACAUUUAUAUAUCCAGAUUUAUUGACCUAAACAUUCUUGACUUACAACAAAAUGACUGAUUUUUUGUGUAUAAUUUGCAAAGAACUUGAUAUUGCAAUUAUCAAGGACUCUAAAGGUUAAACCAUGUUAACCAUGUACUUUUCAUAACUCAGUUAUUCCAUGAUUUGUUUAUCA